Molecule: messenger RNA, 2153 nt
Organism: Pomacea canaliculata
Lineage: Eukaryota; Metazoa; Mollusca; Gastropoda; Architaenioglossa; Ampullariidae
Product: tubulin beta-4B chain-like
Exons: 5
Coding region: 101-1438 (445 amino acids)
Biological process (GO): microtubule cytoskeleton organization; mitotic cell cycle
Cellular component (GO): cytoplasm; microtubule
Molecular function (GO): GTPase activity; GTP binding; structural constituent of cytoskeleton
Source: RefSeq, a predicted model, not a curated record
GUCCUAUAAAGAACGCAUUCAUUAGGCGGGAAAUUGUAACGGUCUCAGGAGACGAAUACCAUAGACUUCUCACAGUCUCUCCACACAUUGCGAUAGCAAAAUGCGCGAAAUAACACAUUUGCAAGCGGGACAAUGUGGAAAUCAGAUCGGCGCAAAGUUCUGGGAGGUUAUCUCGGAUGAGCAUGGAAUUGAUCCCACUGGAACAUACCAUGGUGACUCAGACUUGCAGUUGGAACGUAUCAACGUCUAUUACAAUGAGGCUACAGGUGGCAAGUAUGUUCCUCGGGCUGUCUUGAUAGAUUUGGAGCCUGGCACAAUGGACUCUGUAAGGUCGGGACCCUUCGGUCAGAUCUUCAGGCCAGAUAACUUCGUGUUCGGACAGUCAGGGGCAGGUAACAACUGGGCCAAGGGUCAUUACACGGAAGGUGCAGAACUUGUUGACUCUGUUCUUGAUGUUGUACGCAAAGAAGCUGAGAGCUGUGACUGCCUUCAGGGCUUCCAGCUGACGCAUUCACUGGGUGGAGGCACUGGCUCUGGACUGGGUACCCUGCUCAUCUCCAAGAUACGUGAAGAAUACCCCGAUAGAAUCAUGAACACCUUUUCUGUUGUCCCCUCACCUAAAGUGUCUGACGUUGUCGUAGAACCUUACAACGCUACGCUAUCCGUUCACCAGCUUGUUGAAAACACGGAUGAAAGCUACUGCAUUGACAACGAAGCCCUAUAUGACAUCUGCUUCCGGACACUGAAACUGACCACGCCCACCUACGGUGACCUCAACCAUCUUGUCUCGGCCACCAUGUCUGGUGUCACCACUUGCUUGCGUUUCCCGGGCCAGUUGAACUCAGACUUGCGGAAACUGGCCGUUAACAUGGUACCCUUCCCUCGCCUCCAUUUCUUCAUGCCGGGCUUCGCUCCCCUGACCUCCCGUGGCUCUCAGCAGUACCGGGCCCUGACGGUGCCGGAGCUGACCCAGCAGAUGUUUGAUGCCAAGAACAUGAUGGCUGCCUGCGAUCCUCGUCACGGCCGAUACCUGACUGUGGCCGCCAUGUUCCGCGGGCGCAUGUCCAUGAAGGAGGUUGAUGAGCAGAUGCUGAACGUCCAGAAUAAGAACAGCAGCUACUUUGUGGAGUGGAUCCCCAACAAUGUCAAGACUGCCGUCUGCGACAUCCCACCACGAGGUCUCAAGAUGUCAGCUACCUUCAUAGGAAACUCUACUGCCAUCCAAGAGCUGUUUAAGCGGGUGUCCGAGCAAUUCACAGCCAUGUUCCGACGCAAAGCCUUCCUGCACUGGUACACUGGGGAGGGCAUGGAUGAGAUGGAAUUCACAGAGGCCGAAUCCAACAUGAACGACCUGGUGUCCGAGUACCAACAGUAUCAGGACGCCACCGCAGAAGAGGAAGGAGAGUUCGACGAGGAAGAAGAAGAAGAAGCCGCUUAGAGUAAGAAUUUUUUAAAAUGUCAAAAAAGUGUUUUUUAAAUAGCUUUGCGUUUAAAAAACGGCUAAACUGAAAUCUCAACGAUUUAUGAAUAGGACAAAUGAAAACAUUGAUCACAUUCUUAACCUGCUUUCAAGUUCUGGUUUUGUUAACAGUUUACGAAGUCUUGCACCUACUAAGUCACUGACAAGCUUCCCAGUUAUCUAAGUGUAGCUAGUCAUGAUAAGAACACUCUGUGAAACAUUCUCAGUUUCAGUCUCUGUAUAAUUAAUAAAUGGUCUCUUAAUAAAUAAUCAGCUGGGUCGUGCAUCAAUUCAAACGACAGCGUUAAAACGCAGACAGCUACAGAAGUUUGUCAGGCUACCCUUUACCACUAUUCAUUUUAUUGAUAAUUGCCCAAAGGUUUGAGGAGUUUGAGGAUUCGCUUUUGAGACCUUUUUAUUUCGUGAAUGGUCUUAUUGAGAGCCGUUAACAAGUUUAAAUCAUAGCCACUUGGAAUACGGCACAGACGAUGUAAAGAAAUGGUCAUGUUAUAUUAUACAGACUAACUCAAUGGCCCAACUCACAAAUUAGCAGCUCAAAGAGGCAUCAAGUUAAACAUCUUUGUUACCAUCAAACACGUGACCAAGCAGCAAAAGUGAAAGGAGAUAUAAGGCUAUGUACACUAGAAAUUAGAAGGGUAAACAAAUUUUUUGAAAUAAACAUCAGUGUGUAUUC